Messenger RNA from Haliotis rufescens (red abalone), 2661 nucleotides. Its product is annotated as carbohydrate sulfotransferase 11-like. Gene Ontology annotation, molecular function: sulfotransferase activity. Gene Ontology annotation, biological process: carbohydrate biosynthetic process. Bases 370 to 1410 code for a protein of 346 amino acids. The transcript has 4 exons. Lineage: Eukaryota; Metazoa; Mollusca; Gastropoda; Lepetellida; Haliotidae. The record is from RefSeq and is a predicted model, not a curated record. Gene Ontology annotation, cellular component: membrane.
CAAUCAAAACACCUCACUGACAUUACAUCACCCGUUGUCUUCCAGACAAUGCUAAAUGGCAAGCCAAGCCACCACAUGACCGCGUUACUCCACUCGACCAUACAGAGUGAGUAGAGUGAGUUGCGGGGUGUGAUCAGCCAGUAGCGACGGCUACCCGUUUAAGCCAGGCGCAUUUGAAGACCUGAUAGACGAGCGUUUUAAAACGUGGAGGUCACAGCGAUCACGAGCACCUGAGUUGGACAAGGAGAGAUCAUUCGUACAUAUUUCGAUAUGUUGUGGAUUUGAGAGGGUUAGAAUGAAAGCAUCAAGGUAGGAAUAACAAACAAGUCAGCUCUCAUCUUGAGUCUAGGUUCUGUUCUGCCUGUCAAGAUGAAGGCGAGGCUGAUGGGCCGGGUUAAGAGCGCUCUCAUCGUAGUGGGCGUGGUCUCUGUGCUUCUGCCAACGAGUCUGAUCCUCACCUCCAACAUCCGCGCUGAUACCUCGAGUGACACAAUACAACGGGUCUUUGUUGAGGCGACUCGACUGAAGAAACUGUUAUCUGUAGCUGAGGCGGACUCAAGGCAACACGACAACCGCAGGGCAGUGAGGUACCGUAAUCGCCAAGAAUUCUGUGCAGCUAAAGGAAACACCGUCAUCACGCCCGAGAUGUUUAAGCAUAUCAUUGUCAACGACAAAUAUAAGAUUUUGUAUUGCCAAGUACCAAAGGUCGCCUGCACAAACUGGAGACGGGUCAUGUUGAUCCUCACGGGGAAGAUGAACACAUCGGAGCCAAUGGAGCUGAAGGCCUCAGCAGUCCACGGUGCUUAUGAUGACUAUUUGACUUACCUCAGUGACCUCCCAAUUAAUGACAUCAAAUAUAGGCUGAAAAACUAUUACAAGUUUGUGUUCACUCGUGAACCCUUUGAGAGAAUAUUAUCAGCUUACAGGAACAAGUUUAAAGGGAACAAUCCUUUCUUUCACAAACGCUACGGGAAGAACAUCGUCAGAAGGUACCGAGUGAAUUCCUGGAACACAAAGCCAGAUGGUAAAGACGUGUCAUUUAAUGAAUAUGUUCAUUAUCUAACCGACUAUACACGCAGGGAACCUCUUAAUGAACACUGGGAGAAAAUGACAGAGCUUUGUCAUCCUUGCCUUAUAAAGUAUGACCUUGUAAGCUCCUAUGAUGACCUAGAGACGGACUCGGUGCGUCUUCUUGACAAGAUUGGAGCGUCAAGGAUCCUCCAAUUCCCGAAACGAUCGGCGUCAUACAAGCACGCAGGAACUGAGGAGCUUCUCCGUCAGUACUACAGCCAGAUCCCACCAGUCAUGUUGGAUCAGCUCAUGGAAGUGUAUUAUCCAGACUUUCUCAUGUUCAGGUACAAGGUUCCAAACAGUCUCCGGAAUCUCACACACUGGCAAGUCAAGCUAUGAGACAAUAGGCACUGUUCACAACAGUCUUUGUCAUUCGUGAAGGUGUAUUGCAAUGAACAUCCUUCCUUAUGGUGUAUUACAAUGGAUACCGUUCGUGAAGGUGUAUUACGAUUAUGGUACCGUUCGUGAAUGUGUAUUGCAGUUGAUACACUUCGUGAAGGUGUAUUACAAUGGGUACCAUUCGUUAAGGUUUAUUGCGAUUAUGGUACCGUUCGUGAAUGUGUAUUGCAGUUGAUACACUUCGUGAAGGUGUAUUACAAUGGGUACCGUUCGUGAAGGUGUAUUACGAUGGGUACUGUUCGUGAAUGUGUAUUGAAGUUGGUACACUACUUGAAGGUGUAUUACAAUGGGUACCCUUCGUGAAGGUGUAUUACAAUGGGUACCGUUCGAGAAGGUGUAUUGUAUUAGGUACCGUUCGUAAAGGUGUAUUGCAUUGGGUACCCUUCGUGAAGGUGUAUUACAAUGGAUACCCUACGUGGAUAUGUAUUACAUUUGGCACCCUUCCCGGAUGUAUAUUAUGAUGAUUACCAUUACCAGUGUGGGGUACCGUUCGUGAAGCAACUGGCCCUUCUAACUGGCCUACAACCCUUCGUGAAGAUAUAUUUCAAUGGCUACCGUUCGUGAAGGUGUAUUGUACUGGGUACCGUUCGUGAAGAUGUAUUACAGUUGAUACCUUUCGUGAAGGUGCAUUACGAUGGAGGUGUACCAGUAACUGGUGGAGAUGUAUUACUAAAUAAUAUGGAGGUAUAUUAAAUCCGGUGCCAACAGGGCCACGGACAGGUCUGGGAAAUAUUAUCGCUACUUGCAUGUUUGUGAUGGCUGUCUUGAUAUGUCAAAUUCGAUCAUAACAGCCGUGGGUUGUAUUGACUUCAUGUUAAGGUUUGAUCUAACCGGCCAUGAAUUGCAUUGCAAUUGUGAAUGGACUUAUUUGAUCAUGCUAGUUUUGACUUAUUUUUUAAUGCAAAUUGUACGAGUGACGGGUGCUACCGAUAGGGCAGGACAAACUUACCCUUUUCGCGAGCACCCGGUGUCAUCACUUGUUUUUCUCUUGCAUUGACGUUAUAUAUUUAUAUUGUAUUAUCGACUUUUGCAUGGUUUAGUCAUUCCAAUCACAAGGUGUAUUGCAAUUACCUUUAUUUGAACGGGGUUUUUUCAUCACAUCAUACAUGAUCUGAAUUCCAACGAUAUUCCAUUUUGUCUGAAUAUCAAUGGGACUUGCAAAAGUAAUAAAUUGAUACUUUUGCCAAUGAA